Varanus komodoensis (Komodo dragon) is the source of this 6020-nucleotide messenger RNA. RefSeq names its product junctophilin 2 (gene JPH2). The record is from RefSeq and is a predicted model, not a curated record. NCBI's taxonomy places the organism in Eukaryota, Metazoa, Chordata, Lepidosauria, Squamata, Varanidae. The coding region runs from base 288 to 2534 and encodes 748 amino acids. Gene Ontology annotation, cellular component: plasma membrane; sarcoplasmic reticulum; junctional membrane complex. The transcript has 6 exons.
CUGAGUGCCCCCUGGAGUGGCUUUCGGGUAAACGGGGCUUCUACCCCCGGCAGCAGCCUCGCACCUCCUCUUGAGCGCUUCUUCUCCCUUUGCGCCCUCUUGUGAGGCCAGAGCACCUGACACUGUAGACUGAGCGCUACCUGGCUCUUCCGCAGCUAUCCGUUAACUUCUCACAGCCCGACUAAUGGAGAGACAUUCAGGCUAACGAGGGAGGGGAAACGAGGGAGAGCGAGAAGGAGAAGAAAGGACGAGCAGAGAGCCCUGGGUUGUUGGCCUUGACUGGUACCAUGAGUGGCGGAAGGUUUGACUUCGAUGAUGGAGGCGCCUACUGUGGCGGCUGGGAAGGGGGGAAAGCCCAUGGCCAUGGCAUCUGCACUGGGCCCAAAGGUCAGGGCGAGUAUUCUGGGUCCUGGAACUAUGGCUUCGAAGUGGUCGGGGUCUACACCUGGCCCAGUGGCAACACCUAUGAAGGCUACUGGUCCCAAGGCAAGAGGCAUGGCUUAGGAAUUGAGACAAGAGGACGGUGGCUUUACAAAGGCGAAUGGACGCACGGCUUUAAGGGAAGGUAUGGGAUCAGGCAGAAUGUCAACAGUGGAGCAAAGUAUGAAGGCACCUGGAACAAUGGGCUGCAGGAUGGUUAUGGUACCGAGACCUACGCGGAUGGAGGUACUUAUCAGGGCCAGUUCACCAACGGCAUGCGCCAUGGCUAUGGUGUCCGGCAGAGUGUCCCAUACGGCAUAGCAGCUGUGGUCCGCAACCCACUCCGGACCUCCCUGACCUCCCUCCGUAGUGAGCACAGCAACGGCACCCUGCUGCAGCAUGACUCCCCGUCAGCUAACCAGGAGAACGUUCCCAUGACACCGACGAUCACACGGGGUGGCUUUGCCCUCAGCUUGUAUGCGGAUGCAGAGGCUGGCAAGCUGAAGAAGGGCGGGCUCUUCAGGAGGAGUUCAUUGUUUGGGAAGCUGAAGAAAUCGGACUCCAAGACCUCCUUGGCCAGCCAAAGGAGCCGGCUCAGCUUCCUUAAGAGCGAGAGCGGCAUGAGCUCCACAGGCAGUGAUGCCACCUCCACAGCCAGCCUGGGCGAAGGAGUGGAGGGAGAGGACUUUCCGCCUUUUGAUGCCGACAUCGAUGCCACCACUACAGAGUCCUACAUGGGUGAGUGGAAGAAUGACAAGCGCUCAGGGUUUGGCGUGAGUGAGAGGUCCAGUGGCCUGAAGUACGAAGGGGAAUGGCUGGAUAACGUACGGCACGGAUACGGUUGCACUACGUUGCCUGACGGUAAGAAGGAAGAGGGGAAGUACCGAAUGAAUGUCCUGAUCAAAGGCAUGAAGAAGCGCGUGAUACCUCUAAAAAGUGCCAAGAUCAGGCAAAAGGUGGACCGCAGCGUGGAAGGGGCUCAGAGAGCAGCGGCCAUUGCCAGACAGAAAUCGGAGAUAGCAGCUUCAAGGACUGCCCAUGCCAAAGCCAAGUCAGAAGGUGCUGAGCAAGCGGCACUGGCAGCUAACAACGAAUCCACUUUAGCCAGGACGAUGGCCAGGGAAUUAUCCCCAGACUUCUAUCAGCCAGGCCCUGAAUACAUGAAGAGGAGGCUGCUCCAGGAACUCAUGGAGAAUGAGGAGAAUAUAGAGAACAUGGAAGAAGAGGCACCACCUGUGGAAGAGCCUCCUCAGAAAACAUCUUCUCAAAGUCCUGAGGCUGAAGAGCAAGAGUCUACCAAACCCAAAGAAAGUCCAGCUCGAACUCCUUCACCCACUGGAACACCACCAGAGGCCAAGCGUGCUAAGCAGAGUUCCCAGAAGGAUGGUUUACAUGGCUCUGGAAGCUGGAAUGGAGAUCACACCAAGGAUGGAAGCCAUACAGGAAGCAGGCCAAACACACCUUCUAAUGCAUUUUUGGCACCAGCCGAGAAGUCGGCUGGCACCAGCAGGCCUGCUUCCCGAAGCCCCAGCCGACCUAGCCACAUGAGGAUCGCUGCUGAGCAGAUGGAGAUCAAACCUCUCCAGAGGAUAGAACCUGAAGGCGAUGUUGCAUUAUUUCAGGGCUAUCACAGUUAUGCUGUGAGGACCUCCCCAGUUACUCCCCCACUGAACUAUGAGGAAGAACCAUUCCCUGAUUCCAAAUUGCCUGCCAAACCAAGUUCCCCAGAACCAAAAGCUGAUGUGAAGGCCAUUGAACCGAAAUUGGAGCUGCAAAAGAGGGGAGGUACACCUGUCCUUCAGCACGAACCAGCUCAUGAAGAGAAAAAAGCACUCAAAGCAGAACCUAAGCAGGAGCCCAAGAAACACCCUCCUCCUGAACACAAAGUGCAAGAAAAAGUGGAGCCUGCAAUUGAAGGCAAGCCUGAGCGGAAGGCUGAAACAAAGGUGGUAGCCAAAAUCGAGCCCAAGGCUGUGCUGAAAAAAGUUCCUUCUCCAGAAGCAGCAGCAAAGGAGGUGGAAGAACAAGAAGAGGGACCUAACACAAUCAUCAUCUGCAUGGUUAUACUGUUGAACAUUGGCCUGUCCAUUUUGUUUGUGCAUUUCCUGACAUGAUGUGAAACUAAGACAAGACAUUUCUGCUGAUGAAGGCAAGAGACCUUGUCAGGGAAUAUAACAUCAUCCAUUCAGAACCGUCUAAAGAGGAAGGCUUUUAGAAGAGCCCAGUGGCUGCUCUGAGAUCAUAAACUUUCAUACAGUGUUUAUAGACUGAUGAGCUGAUUAGCCCUAACUGUAGGCUGUCUCUUAUGCCUAGCAGGAAGAACCCUUGAAUUUUACAACCCUCUCCUCAUUAUUCCUUUUGUUGUGAACAAGAAUUGCCUUAAAGGUUCAUAACUUUGGUGAACUACUGUGCUGCUGUUUGAAGAAACAAAGGAUUCAUGGAUAAUUGUGGGGUGGGGGGGAGCAAAGCACUCUCUUCCUCCAUGAAAAUAGAAGCUUUGCUGGAAGACUUACUGUUACAGAUCUCCUAAAAAACACUGUGUUUCUAAAUCAUGCAGCAGCAGUGAAUAAUGGUUAUUGCUGUGGAUUUUACUUCUCUACCCAAACUUAGAUUGUAUUGAAUCAAACAAUAGGAGAAGUCAGGUUGUUUUCCUGCUGCUAUAUAAUUCUAAAUAAUUCUAUUUAGAAGUCCAGAUUCUAAAGCAGGCAAAAAUCUUUUAUUUGAAUAAUAGAUCCCAUUCUAGGAUGUAAAUGAAUCCAUGGUGAAGUAUGUCUUCUCCUAAGCUAGCGUCUCAUGAAUUUCAGUGAAAAGGUGCUUAAAUGAGGUCUGAUUGCCAGCAACCCCCACAAGUAGGCCCCUUGCAAUAUCGCUGAGUAGUAAUUAGAUGGAGUGAAUCUUUUUUAGAGCUUAAGGAACCUGCAAACUAGAGGCUGCCUUUUUGAAUGUGUGCUACUGCAAUUCUAGUAGGUGAUGUCUGUGCUCGUUUAAUAAUGAAGCAGUGCCUUAGCAUGCCCUUUGUUGCUGGGAAUUGCCCACUCCCCAAAGUUUAGACCAGCAGUGAAAUCCACUUUGCACAUUAUUCUUUUCUUUGGGUAUUCAGAUGCACACUUGAUUUGGCAUCUGCUUAAGCCUUAAAAAUAUAAUGUGUGAAUAUGCCCUAAAUGUGCUUUUAUCCCCUUCCCCCCAUUUUUUGAACAAAGCAUGAACUUUUUGAGUCAAUUUCAAAAGCUUUCUAACAAGUGCCUUAUUUAAAACUGACUGUGAAUUUUUAUGUAUGCCGACACUCCGUAGGAAAGCAGCAGCUUGUUAUAAAUGAGAAAGUGAAAGAAAGAGACUAGAAAAUUAGUGGGGCUCUGGUUGUAGAUGCCAAGAGACAAAUGGCUUAUAAAUGUGGUGUCACAGGAAUACAGCAGGUAGAUGCAAAGGAUAGUGUGUUCAGAUUAUUUAUGAAUUGCUGGAAAUGAAUUGGGAAAGCAGGAGUGAUGAUGUUUUAUGCCUUUUACCUUUAUUUUCAUAUAAUAAUCAAACUAUAUUGUAACUUGGAGGAGUAGGGAUAUAUGGUCCCAGUUUGCCUGACACAACAACCUGCUAUGGGUAACCAAACGUUGUUAUUUUUCACUAACAAUCAAAGAAUCCAUGACUUGUUUCAGGGUUGUUGAUAUCCGUGGUGGCUUGUGGUGUCAUCCAAACCCAGCAGGGUGAAUUCAUCAUGGAUUGCCAGGAACUCCUGCCCACUGAGAGCAGGACAGCCUCUCAUACUUUGCCGUCUUGCUUGUGCUGCCUCCAUCCCCCUCUGCCAGUGACUGCCCCUCCACCAGUGCCCCAACUGCUCUUUGGAGGGACCAUCUCUAGUUCAACACCUUUUUAAAACAAUUUUUCUGAGCUCUGAGGUCACAAAUAGGGACACAAAUGGGGAAGCAAAUGGAAUCUUUAAAAUGAAAUCUCCCAGGUAUUUCAAAAGUGCACAAGAGAGCAGAUGCAUUUUGGUUGUUAAUCAUUUCUGAAAUUUGACAGCCUGAUUCCUCUCCAGACAUUAGGUGUACAGUUCACCAGUUGCUUAGCCUAAAACGAUGUGUCUGAUUUUUUUUAAGACCUAAAGUGUCCUUAUCAUGAAGCAACUCCAAUCCUUUUUAAAAGUGCUGGGAUCAUGCCCCCUCCCACUCAGAAAAAAUCCAUACUAACAUGCUGCGCUGUAGUGUUGCCUUGUUCCUUGCAAUGCAGAGUGGCCUUGUGUCCCACUUCACAGAUGACAGUCCUAUAUCUCUGUCCACUACUUGAAACCCUUCCCAGUCCCGGGCAGGUUUAGAGAUAAAGGGCUGAGAAUAGCCUGGCCACCAACAAUUAGCAUGUGGGCAGCAGGCAGGGCAGACACACCAGUUACCUGUUUUUCCCCACUGUGGUGAGAUGUAUAGUUUUCUAUUUAAAUUAUAAUAAUUAUUUCCAACUUUCUUGUGCAAUACUAAAUGAACAAAUUCAGUUUUGCACAAAUAUUAGGAUGUAUAAUCUUUGUGCAACCCUGUCCCUUCUUUUGCUCUCUCUUUUGGUAAAGUGUACCUGGCCACUCUAUUGCGAUGUGGUGAGAAAACUAGGUAGAUUUGCUUUGUGAUCUACAGAAUAUAUAGGCCAGGAUCCAGAGGGCUACUUGUGUGCACCCAAAGGCUUGUGUGCAUCCAGUGAAUUAUAUAUAUUUCUUACUUAUUUCCUUUGAACAGCUGAAACCCAUCUCAGAUCACAAACUGUGUUUAAUACUUGACACUGUCAAAUGCAUCCAAUGUGCAGUGAUUACAGUUUCAGUAAGUCCAAGCCCUGGUUUUGUGUCCAGUGUUUCAGAUUCUAACCAUAUAGGAUCUGUGUGGGUCUCUUAUGAGAAAGAGACCCCCAGGGCUUUUCUGUAGACAUUGUUAGCCUUCAGCCACUACAACAUGCAGUAAUUGCUGUGUUUACAUACAGGUAGCCACAAGCUUUGAGAAGCAACAGUAAGUAAUUUAGCAGAGCAGGUGCCACUCACAUACAGUCUGUGGUUGUGUUCCCUGUCAUCUCUGCUCCAGAAUCCUGAGAACCUCAAGGUAAUUUCCAACCCAUCUAGUUCCAAAGAUGUGUUUGAACAUGGCAGCAGAAAUAAGGUGUGCACAGACACCAAACCUCGCAUCCAGAGCUCCAUGUGAGUUAAGCUUCUGUGUGUGAGAGCUUUUCCAUUCAUUUCCAUGGAAAGGGCAUCUUUGCACAUGCAUGUCCAUUCACUCCUCCUUUACAGUGAAUGGGCAGCUCUGUCAGGUGCAGGAGCUGAACAUGCAUGUCAUAGUGCCUGCAUCCCCCAGGAACCACUGGCGCAGGGCAAUGCAUGCAAAAGCCUUGUGGGGUUAUGUUUUCUAGGGUAAGCAGGGACAGGUUUACCUCAUCUUCACGUCUCUUCAGAAAUAGGAUGUUGUUGUUACAUUUUGCAGGUCUUACAAAACUACAAAAGUAUCGCCACCACCAGCACACCUCAGUCACACGUUUUGAAGUCAAAAGUAUAUAAAAUUUUGUGUAAUGUCCAGAUGUUUCCAUCAGUUGUUCUGCUGGAUUAUGUGCAAUAAUAAAAUGUUAUUUUGCUCACAUCA